AACGCGGACAACGCAUUCACGACUCCCACGACCCCCACAAGCCCUACUGCCACCAUGUCCGACGACGAGAACAUCUCCAUCUACGAUGAAAUCGAGAUCGAGGACAUGACCUUCGACGAGGACCUUCAGGUCUACACCUACCCAUGUCCGUGUGGCGAUAAAUUUGCAAUCGCGCUCGACGAUCUGCGCGACGACGAGGAUAUUGCUGUGUGCCCCAGUUGCAGCCUCAUGAUUCGUGUCAUCUUUGACAAGGAUGACCUUCCCAAAGAUCCGGAAGCCGACCCGGAACCUCCUGUUCUGGAGAAUGCCGCCCAGAUCCCUGUCGCCGCAUGAACAACGCCUUAUAAACAGGAGACACCGAGAGAGGAUGAAUAUGAGAAUGGCUUGGCAGAUGCAAGAACAGCUGGGAAAUUCUGGUCGGGGUACGACAGCGCUGUUGCGACAGCUACGGCUGCAGCCAAGGCCUCCGGGCUCGGGGCACCUUCGCCGUGCUGCCACUCGUGGUGCCUGCUUGAGACUCUCGAUUUGAGCAACUCAAAAGUCGGAAGCACGGGUUGGAGGCUCUGAUCGCGCAGCGCCAGAGGCUGGACCUUCCCCGUUCUUUGAGGGUGGUAGGACUUUGGUCUGACUCGACAUGGCGGCACUCCAAGAACGCCGUGGGCAUCGGAGAAUUGGUCAUGACCAACUCUGGGGCGUAUCACCGAACACUUGGCACCUGCAUCAUGGUCUUCGAGAUCUGACGAUCCGCCAUUCGGUGUCAAUACAAACUGGCCACUCCAUGAAGGCGCGUUAUCAGGCUAAAGACCCCGCCUCAUCGAUUUGCGGCCGGUUUCGCUUCAAUGUCGGUUAGCAUCUUACUGCUGGUAGGCCCAAGGAUCUUGCGUACACACCGGACAGCAUCUCACUAUAGCUUCUGUUGGUAAUGUAACAUUAUGUCCUAUCACUUUGGUGAAGG
Verticillium dahliae VdLs.17 is the source of this 955-nucleotide messenger RNA. RefSeq names its product diphthamide biosynthesis protein. The coding region runs from base 55 to 333 and encodes 92 amino acids. Lineage: Eukaryota; Fungi; Ascomycota; Sordariomycetes; Glomerellales; Plectosphaerellaceae. Gene Ontology annotation, biological process: protein histidyl modification to diphthamide. The transcript has 2 exons. Gene Ontology annotation, molecular function: metal ion binding. The record is from RefSeq and is a predicted model, not a curated record.